Schistocerca gregaria is the source of this 1329-nucleotide messenger RNA. RefSeq lists its product as uncharacterized. Bases 81 to 686 code for a protein of 201 amino acids. The record is from RefSeq and is a predicted model, not a curated record. NCBI's taxonomy places the organism in Eukaryota, Metazoa, Arthropoda, Insecta, Orthoptera, Acrididae. The transcript has 7 exons.
CUUCCGGAGCGCUGGUGGAGCGUGAUUGCUUUUCGGUGGAAGUUUCAGGUUGUAACUCAACAUCGACCGACUGCAACAACAUGGCUAAUAAGGUAAAACGUGACUCUUAUGCACCAUUGCUGCUAGAAGAUACGUUGGAGAAACUCACCUUGAAUCCAGUCGAACCAUCUGAAAAGGAAAUCCCCGAAAAACCAAAAAGGAAGCUCCGUGUGUCGAUAUCUGUGGCUGUCAGCCCUGGCGGUAAUGAAGGAACGGGGGAUGCGGAGUGCAGCCAGGGUCUGCCGACCGUCGGCUGUAUCACGAACUGCACGCCAGCCAAACCAGCUCGUUUUGUGGCAUGCUGUCCCUUGGAGGAACCUGUUAUCGGGAACGUGGACAACAUCGGCGAUGCAUUUGCGGCUGGCAUGCUGCGUGGCAAAGGGCUGCCUGAACAACAAAACUGCCCCGACGACAGUAGAUACCCGUACUCCGAAGGUGCUGAUGGGCUGCCACCUUACUGCAGGGGCUGUGACGAAGAGGACCUACAGGAUUGCAGCUUGGACCGGUGCUCACUUGCUGGUGAUACCAAUUCCGUGGACACCUUCACCGAUGACUGGACUGACUCAGUAUCCAGUCACAUAGCGUCAAGAUGCUUCGUAACUCGCCUGGUUCAUUGUUUUUGCUGCCUUAAACCUCAUGAUGACUAGAAUGGGAUCGACAAACAGCUUUAACAUCUGUGAAGGACCAACUGCCAGUGACAUCAACCAGAGAAUGAUGGUUUCAUCAAGUUCCAGUUCCACGGACUAAUUUUCUAACAUCACGGUGUUCGUUCUAAAGCAAUUCGACCUUUAAAAAGAAGUAGAUUUUGAAACCACAAACAAUAAAUUCCAAAUAACAGUGUGAAACAUUAUUAGAGUGUGUGGGGACUUUGUGUUGUAUGAAUUUUUCCAGAAAUGAGACUUGUGACAGACAGAUAUGUAAAGGCCUAUAAUUUGUUAAAAAAUAGUUUUUCUUCAAAAAAUUUCUAGAAAGACACAAGAACACGCUUUGAAGACUAGAUCACAUGCACAUUUGUGCAAAUAUUCAAUUAAUGAAUGCCUGUUUCAGUUAUCUAAAUGGUUGAAGCUAAAUGAUCAAGACGAAACAAACACUAGAGGAAGGUUUUUUGACAAUAGUUUCAUCUCAAUCUUCACAAUACAGUGAAGCAGUAAAGUAAGGUACAAAAUUUUUGACUAAUUUUUCUUAUUGUCGUAAUAUUCUAAUAAGAGCUUCAUGUGCUUUUAAUUGACCUUGGUUCAGAUUGUGAACAAAUAAUUUUAUGGAGGUAUCUAUGCAGUUACAAUUACAUGA